Brassica oleracea var. oleracea is the source of this 2984-nucleotide messenger RNA. Its product is annotated as pentatricopeptide repeat-containing protein At4g39530. The coding region runs from base 1 to 2505 and encodes 834 amino acids. Lineage: Eukaryota; Viridiplantae; Streptophyta; Magnoliopsida; Brassicales; Brassicaceae. Gene Ontology annotation, molecular function: protein binding; RNA binding. The transcript has 2 exons. Gene Ontology annotation, biological process: RNA modification. The record is from RefSeq and is a predicted model, not a curated record.
AUGAGAAGCCAUGGCUGCUGCUGGCGUAAAGUGCAACAAUCGUUGCGUUUCUACUCCUCUUCCUCUUCUGCUUCACGUCUCCUGGAGUUCGUAGACAUUGAUUUUCCUUCUACAUUACGAAUCCGCGGAAGGCGCGAGUUUUCUCGUCUCUUGCAGCUUAAUGCGUCAGAUGAUCCAUUGCUCCAUCACAAUGCAGUUCAUGGCCAGAUCAUUGUCUCGGGAUUUGAUUUAGACACGUAUCUAAACAACAUUCUGAUGAAAUCGUAUUCCAAAGGUGGUGAUGUAGUUUAUGCACGUAAGGUGUUCGACAAAAUGCCAGAGAGAAACUUAGUUACUUGGUCUACCAUGGUUUCAGCUUGUAACCAUCACGGGCUUUACGAAGAGUCUUUGGAGGUUUUCUUAGAGUUCUGGAGAACCAGGAAAAAUAGCCCCAACGAGUAUAUCUUGUCGAGUUUCAUCCAAGCUUGCUUACAUGUUAGUAGUAGUGGACGUUCGAUGGUGUUUCAGCUGCAAAGUUUUAUCUUUAAGAGUGGGUUUGAUCGGGAUGUUUACGUUGGCACCUUGUUGAUUGGUUUUUAUCUCAAGGAAGGUGAUAUCGAUUAUGCAAGGCUUGUUUUUGAUGCUUUAUCAGAGAAAUCUACAGUGACUUGGACGACUAUGAUCAAAGGGUAUGCGAAAAUGGGAAGAAGCUACGUGUCGUUGCAGCUCUUUUAUCAACUAAUGGAGAGUAACGUUGUUCCUGAUGGUUACAUCCUUUCGACGGUUCUAAGCGCGUGUACAAUACUUUCUUUUGUGGAAGGUGGGAAGCAGAUUCAUGCUCACAUCUUGAGACAUGGACAUGAGAUGGACGCCUCACUGAUGAAUGUGCUUAUGGAUUCUUAUGUGAAGUCUGGCAGAGUUACAUGUGCUCGUAAGUUAUUCGAUGGGAUGUGGAAUGCAGACAUCACAUCGUGGACCACGAUACUGUCUGGUUAUAAGCAGAACUCUCUUCAUAAGGAAGCAAUGGAAUUGUUUUCUGGAAUUUCGAAGUUUGGUUUGAAGCCAGAUGUCUAUGCUUGCUCUAGCAUACUCACAUCUUGUGCCUCACUUCAUGCUCUGGAGUAUGGAAGACAUGUUCAUGCAUACACUAUCAAAGCUAACCUUGGCAAUGAUAGCUAUGUGACCAACAGCUUGAUCGACAUGUACGCGAAAUGCGAUUGUUUGAACGAUGCCAGAAAAGUUUUUGAUCUUUUCGGCGGUGAUGAUGUGGUUUUAUAUAAUGCAAUGAUUGAAGGUUACUCGAGACUUGGGACGCAAGGUGAGCUACAUGAUGCAUUCAACAUCUUUGGUGAUAUGAGGUCACGACUGAUUCGACCUAGCCUAUUGACUUUUGUUAGCCUUCUACGUGCAUCUGCUUCUUUAUCAGGCUUGGAACUUAGCAGACAAAUCCAUGGACUCAUGUUCAAAUAUAGUGUAAACUUAGAUAUAUUCGCUGCAAGUGCUUUGAUUGAUGGUUACUCAAAUUGCUACUCCAUCGAGGAUUCUAGGCUUGUGUUUGAUGAGAUGGAAGAGAAAGAUCUUGUUGUCUGGAACUCAAUGUUUUCAGGUUAUGUUCAACACUCAGAGAAUGAAGAAGCUCUCCAUCUGUUUUCGGAACUACAGUUAUCAAGGGAAAGACCUGACGAGUUUACUUUCGCCGACAUGGUUACAGCAGCUGGUAACCUGGCUAGUCUUCAAUUAGGUCAAGAGUUCCACUGCCAGAUUAUGAAAAGAGGCUUGGAACGUAACUCGUAUAUUACAAAUGCUCUACUAGAUAUGUAUUCCAAAUGUGGAAGUCCGGAGGAUGCUUAUAAGGCUUUUAGUUCAGCAUCUUCGAGAGAUGUGGUUUGUUGGAACUCUGUUAUCUCAUCUUAUGCGAAUCACGGAGAAGGCAGAAAAGCUCUUCAGAUGCUGGAGAGAAUGAUGAAUGAAGGAAUAGAGCCUAACUACAUCACCUUCGUGGGAGUUUUAUCAGCGUGCAGCCAUGGUGGUCUCGUGGAAGAUGGGCUUGAGCAGUUUGAGGUUAUGCUCCGACUUGGGAUUGAACCAGAAACAGAACACUAUGUUUGUAUGAUAUCUCUAUUAAGCCGUGCUGGUAGGUUAGAAGAAGCAAGGCAGUUAAUUGAGAAAAUGCCAGAAAAACCACCAGCUAUAGUAUGGAGGAGCUUGCUGAGUGGAUGCGCAAAGACUGGUAACAUCAAGUUAGCCGAGCAUGCUGCUGAAAUGGCUAUUGCGUCUGAUCCAACGGACAGUGGAUCUUUUACUUUGCUUUCUAAUAUCUACGCGUCAAAGGGUAUGUGGGCUGACGCAAAGAAGGUAAGAGAAAGAAUGAAGUUUGAUGGUGUGGUGAAAGAACCGGGACGUAGUUGGAUUCAGAUUGAUAACGAGGUUCAUAUCUUUUUGUCCAAGGAUAAAUCUCACCGCAAGGCGAAUCAGAUUUAUGAAGUGUUAGACGAUUUGCUCCUGCAGAUAAAAUGGUUUAGUUAAGUAACCAUACAAUAAUUCAUUUUCUGUUGAGUGAUUGGCUCUAUAUGAUUAACAGACCAAUAGUAGAAGGGGAAUUUCGAUGAGUGAUUGGUCAUGGUGAGGCAAUCAGGAGAGGUAUCAAGCCUGAUUGGAUCAAUGAAAGAGUUAGUCUCUGCGUUGAUGAAGUUGCAGGAGAUGAAGCUAAGCAGCAGUGAUAAAAAGAAGCAGAAACAGUAAGACGAGACUGUGAUGUUCUGAAUCAUACUUUUGUCCUAGAGUGAACCAGAAGUGGAGAAGCCUAGAACGUAAGUGAUACACAAUACAAGUUCAAUCCGAUGAAGAAAGAAGCAGCAAUGGCCAAUCUCAAGAAGAAACUGGUUUAGGAGGGGAGAAGCUGUCCGCCUGAAAACGUUACAUUAUUAUUUGGGCCCAAAAUCGUGUUGGAUCAGGCCCAGUUAUAGUUACUUUCGGUUCUAAGAAAACCCUGGGAGGAUUUGUCU